Messenger RNA from Penicillium arizonense, 1449 nucleotides. RefSeq lists its product as uncharacterized. The transcript is spliced from 2 exons. NCBI's taxonomy places the organism in Eukaryota, Fungi, Ascomycota, Eurotiomycetes, Eurotiales, Aspergillaceae. The record is from RefSeq and is a predicted model, not a curated record. The coding region runs from base 1 to 1449 and encodes 482 amino acids.
AUGAUUAACCACUUCUAUCCCAACGGUGAUGAAUCCCAAGCCCAGGACCCCUAUCCCUCGGACCAGGAUUCGCAAUACGCCUCGACUCCAGGAUAUUACGAACACACGCCCCCCUCAGAAUAUGGUUUCAGCCCUUCACCGAACCGUUGCCCCCAGGGCGAUCCCGAGCUCUUAGUCGCUUCCCAACCGGAACCCCUCAAGCUGCUUCAGCUCUCCGAGUGGGAAACAAACAGGCCAGACGACGAGCUUUCCGCAAGCUUUAUUCGGUAUACUAUCGAGUGGAAAGUCAAAGUGAAUAACCGGUCCAUGUCAGAGGAUACGGAACAGGACGUAGCGCUGACCCCAAGUGCUUACUGGCCCUUGGUCCUCAGGGACAAGCUGUAUAAGGUAAUCGAGGAGAAAGUUGCCCGCAAACGAAGGGUCAGGUCGGACGACACAUCUAUUGUUGUCUCGAUCAACGAUCGUAAGCAACGGGACCUGAAAAAGCGGUUUAAUGGCCUCAGUAUUGACUGGUCCGCUGUGGAAAAACAAUUACUCGUUUGGGGGAAGUUUCAUGCCAGCGGUAAAGAGUUGCGACUAAAGAUCAUCUUCAACUAUAUAGAGGACGACAUCUCCCCUAGAAGCUCAACAGGCAGAAACGACAAAAGAGGAAGGUCAUCUGUCACCAAAAGGAUGCUCAACGAGCGGGAUGAACAACUUGACGCCGAACAGCAUACAACUGGGGAACAGUCGAUCUGGCGGGCAGUCUACAAUUUGAUGCGCUGUCCUUCGCCAUCUUGUCGUCUUGGUCCGCACUGCUGGCAGGACCCACAUGGGAAAAAACACUAUCAGCUAAGGACACAUCAUUUGAAACGCCUGAUCGCUUAUGUUGAAGGUGGUGGCAUUCUGGAAUGUCAAACCGAUGUUCCUGACGCUGUUCGUGAGGAGCUCUUCUUGGAAGAGCAGCAGAAAUUGGAGAGUCUCCAAUCUAAGGGCAGCAAAAUGCUUGCUGCAGGAAAUUGUCCACCUAUUAAUAUCAACUUCAUGGGAGGGCAGCAUCACCUUCAAUCACCGGUGACCAACUCAAUUGCAACAUUGGCUACGUCUCCACCGCAAAAUGGACAGACAGUUGAUCCGCUCAUAAUUGACGGGCCCCGAGAUUUGGCUGUGAGAGAGUACAGCGCAUGGCAAGAAACAAAUGUUGUCGACGACAAUUUGAAGGCUCAAUUUCGACAGGCAUGCGAUGUAACGCUGGCCAACGGUCUGGAUCUUGAACAGAUCCAUGAGGACCAUGACGCGGGAUUUUUUAUUGAAAAAGGAGUUGCGGUAGGGAUUGCACGCCGCUUCGCUCGCCGUCAGAGUGGUUGGCAAGGUGUGAUUAGACUUUUGAUUGCUGUUUUAAUUGCUUUUGAUCAGUUAUACUUGCUGCAACGUACCGCAAUACUAGGCAGAAUAAAUGCGGAUACAUAA